Sparassis crispa is the source of this 2904-nucleotide messenger RNA. RefSeq names its product RNB-domain-containing protein. Gene Ontology annotation, biological process: mRNA catabolic process. Gene Ontology annotation, cellular component: P-body; exosome (RNase complex). Gene Ontology annotation, molecular function: RNA binding; 3'-5'-RNA exonuclease activity. The transcript is spliced from 2 exons. Bases 1 to 2904 code for a protein of 967 amino acids. Lineage: Eukaryota; Fungi; Basidiomycota; Agaricomycetes; Polyporales; Sparassidaceae. The record is from RefSeq and is a predicted model, not a curated record.
AUGCACCGACACGGAGCCCACUCCCUCGCUGAGCGCGCUGCCUGGAGAGCUACUUCAAACCAACAUGUUCAUCUCUCAGAUGUCGGCGUUGCACGUCGUUAUAGUUACUCCAUUCCCAAACGCAGCGCGCCUGCAGCCCUUCCGCACGACGAUUUCGAAGUGGUCGAGCAUUGGACAAAGCGCCUCAUAGGAAAAUCAAAUCUCGACGGAAAGAAAGGAUGGAAGACCACGCAGGGUUAUGGUGGCGAGGCAAAGCAACUCGCUGCUUCACUCUCGAGCAAGAAGCAUCCUCUUGUCGGGUCUUCGAUGGAGAAGGAGCUGUUUCUCUCGGCACCAAGCUUUAGCGAUUCGACGUACUUGGAAGAGUUCGAGAGCCAGCCGAGUAAAACGUUUGAGCCGGGUACGUUGAUCGAGAUACGCAGGAACGACAUCGUUUCUCAUGCUAUAGUUCUCUAUGGUAGCUUUCUUGACACGGCAUUUAUUUAUUAUUCUCUGUCCGUGACGGGAGAACUUUGGCCUCAUACGGACAUGGACAUCAUGUUUGCCAUCUCUUCCUUCAUGGACCAGGAUCUCGUCGAGCGAUGUGGGCGAGAAAUUGAUGCCCAGGACGAGCAUCAGCUUGCCGCUCGUGUGCAUGCCCUCAAACGACUACGAGGCUUCGAGGUGGCGCUCGAACGCAAGACUAACGUCCUUUCUCAUUCGCUGGUGCCCCUUUACGAGAAAUGCUGUGCUGAAGAUCCAAAUGCUUGGUCCCAAGUUACAGAAAAUGAAGUUGCGAGGAUGGUUGAUCCUUAUUCCAAUCCGAUUCCGCUGAUGACAAAGUUUGUUGUCCACAAGCACCUUUUCAAGCAACACAAACACUUCGUUGCUGAAUCCAGGAAUUUUUCCUCCAAGCAGUCUUUUUGGGUCCGACCUCGACAUCAUUUGGCCGAUCUCAACCUUGUGGACACAAUGGUAUUGCGUCGGGAUCCUCGCUUACUUGCGUUCAUCGGGAAGGCAAAGCGGAAAAUUCUAGCAUCGCGAGCAGUAACCCUCGUAAGCUGGACCGAGCCUCCCUCCGAGCAGCUCGAUACGAGCAUGGAGUUCACCCCCGAUGAUCGCCUCUUCAUUCGAUAUUUCCAGCACGCUAAUCGUUCCAGACGAACGAUACAGGAAGAUCCAUACCAACUGGCCCAAUCUGAUAUUCUCAAGAGGAUUGAUCUGUAUACGGGAGACAUAGACGAUGCGAUGUGCUCCAAGUUCUUGUCCGAGAUAGGUGUCCUUCCUCCUUGGGAGGAUGUCAUUACGCGGGGAGAUUAUCACGAUACUCUUGAGACCCCUCCACUACGGAUGCCAAAGGACAAGCCGGGCGGGAAGACUCCUUCACUAGUCAUGCGUCCCCAAUCUGCUCAGCCGCUAGGACCGGAGGAUGUAUACCCUCACGAUAUCGCUGAGUCCAUUCGGCAUGACUUUGGUGACCUACCGGUCUAUGUUAUCGACGACGCGAUUGCGGAGGAACUUGACGACGGCAUCUCGAUUGAGAGCGUGCCUUCACAACCAGAACAUGCAUGGAUACAUGUUCACGUCGCAGAUCCCACGUCGGUUAUACCACCGACUCACAUUUGGGCGCGCCACGCACUCAGAAAGGUGGGAACUGCAUAUUGGGUCGAUCGAACUAUCCCUAUGCUACCCCGCCAUCCGCUCAUCGAUCAGUGCAGCUUGGGUUCUCGCCAAAAAAAUGGGAUGUCUCAACCAACUUUGACCUUCAGCUUGAAGGUCAAUGAGGCUGGACGUAUUAUCGACUACGCGGUGAGAGCUGGUCUGGUAAAAAAUGUGACCACUCUCACGUACGCCGACGUCGAUGCCGCCAUGGGUCAUUCUGGUUCAUCAUCGCAUUAUCCCUUCGGCAACCGUCCAACAUCCAUUCGUCUACGAGAUACUUCGCCUAUCGAUAUUGCAAUUUUGAAAGAUCUGACCGCUCUCAAAAACGUUGCUGGGCGUAUCUUGGCGGAUCGCAUCAAACACGGUGCGAUAGCCUACUCGAGAAAUAAAGUGGAAAUGUUCUUGCCCUCCAAGCCUUUACCUUCCAGAACCGCUGGUUUCUCUAGUCCAUCCGUUUUUCGAGGCUUCCCAGAAGUCAUAUACUCUGUGACGGAAACUCUGGCACAAGAUAGUGGCUCCAGAGGCAUGGUAUCUGAAUUCAUGAAAGCAGCAAGUCGUGUUGCUUCAUGUUUCUUUAGAGAUCGGGGGCUUCUCGGUCUUCGUCGAGCGGUUGGGACUUUUCAAACGGAGGUUGAAGGCGGGGUCGAGCAGUUGCUUGCUUCUCGAGAUUCUGCCGGAUAUGUCAAUGGCGCAGAUGUACUCCGUUUCCGCACAGUUACCCCAUCUUCAUGGUACCAGCUCACACCCGGCCCCCAUGGCAUCCUUGGUAUUCCUGCCAGCGACGGUUACCUACGUGUCACAUCUCCGCUACGUCGUUUCUCCGAUAUGGUGGCUCACUGGCAGAUCAAGCACACUCUCGUAAACUCCGGUUCUUCAGCGGGUAGCCCUUUCACCGAACAAUGGCUGUUAGAAUUCAUCAAAUGGCUCACCUAUGGCGAGGACCGUAUGAAGAGGGCUGCUGUGCUUCAGCAGAACUUCUGGGCCGUGUCAUUUAUUCAGAGAUGGAUGGCCGGUGAUGAUGCGAGGAACUUGGACCGGCCCGAUCCACUGCGAUCGCUGGUUGGUCGGAUAAUUGGGACAAUGAUCCAUAACCGCCACCUCGCAUCUGAUCAGAUUAACUUGGACAUACCUGCGCUUGGUCUAAGGGCGAUUCUGGUGGGUCUGGAUAAAUCUGACAAUUGCCCGCUCGGUGACGAGGUCGCAGUGAAGAUUGACACCGCGCGUUGCGGUCUCAGACCAUAUAUUACUGUGACAAAGAGAUAG